This is a messenger RNA of Apis cerana (Asiatic honeybee), 2820 nucleotides long. RefSeq names its product DCN1-like protein SCCRO4 (gene SCCRO4). Lineage: Eukaryota; Metazoa; Arthropoda; Insecta; Hymenoptera; Apidae. Gene Ontology annotation, biological process: protein neddylation. Gene Ontology annotation, cellular component: ubiquitin ligase complex. Gene Ontology annotation, molecular function: ubiquitin conjugating enzyme binding; ubiquitin-like protein binding; cullin family protein binding. The record is from RefSeq and is a predicted model, not a curated record.
GGCAUGCUGUCUCAAAACGGCAAUAAAAUGAAAUAAAACUGAGGUGCAAAAAAAUUUUAUUUAACUAUACAGCAUUUAGGUAGUGCAAAAAAUCCAAAUUAAUAAAUUAGUUAAAUAUUUAAUGACAUGCUGGCACUAUGUUUAAUAUUAUUUUUAUAGACUAAAGUAUAAAGCAAGUUUUAUAUUGAUGUUGACUUUUUACUGUGAGAAAUACAUUUCUGAUACAAUUGUUCUAGUGGUUCGUUGAACAAGGUGUUUAUUUGCGACAUCACAUGUACAAAGCGGUUAAAGCUAAAGUGAAAAACAUCGAAAAAUUGCAAUAUACUCCGAUUAAUUGCCGAACCUAACCUCAAACUUGAUCUUUUAAGACUGAAAGGAAAUGUCAUUUAUGUCAGUAUAAACUAGCUAUAUUACGGAUUCUUUAAAUCUUCUUAAUCUUUUAUAUAACUUACGUUGUUGCUGCGUGUUAAAAGAGGGAUGCCACGCAGCAAGCGUAGAGCGCCCUCUAGCACAAAUCAUCAUACGACUAUUGAAAUGUCACCUAGUGCCCAUGAGGAGGGUAUAUCAAGGCACCCAUCAAAAAGACUUAGACAUACAUCUAGUGCAAGACGUUAUACAAAAACAGAAGAUGUUUCUACCACUUCAUCUUUUUCCCAAAAACGUUGUAUCACAUGGUUUAGGGAGUACACAACACCUGAUGAUUCAGAUACUCUUGGACCUGAAGGAAUGGAAAAAUUUUGUGAGGAUAUAGGUGUAGAACCUGAAAAUGUAGUAAUGCUUGUUCUUGCAUAUAAAAUGAAUGCCCGACAAAUGGGUUUCUUCACACUCAGUGAAUGGUUAAAAGGCCUUUCAGAUUUGCAGUGUGAUUCUAUUAGUAAAAUACAACAAAAACUUGAGUACCUAAGGAAUCAAUUAAAUGAUCCACAUACAUUUAAGGGAAUUUACAGAUAUGCUUAUGAUUUUGCUAGAGACAAAGAUCAAAGAAGUAUGGAUAUGGAAACAGCAAGAGUUAUGUUACAAUUACUUUUGGGAAAACAUUGGCCAUUAUUCACCCAAUUUGCUCAGUUCCUAGAUCAAUCGAAGUACAAAGUGAUUAAUAAAGAUCAGUGGUGCAACAUUUUAGAAUUUUCUCGUACAAUCAAUCACGAUUUAUCUAAUUAUGAUUUAGAUGGAGCAUGGCCAGUAAUGCUUGAUGAAUUUGUUGAAUGGUUAAAAAUACAGCGAGGUGAAGAAGCAUCUUCAACAGAAACUAGAGGCAGCUGAAACAUUCAAUAAUAAUAGUCUACUAAAAUAAAAAAACACUCAUUUGUCUUGUCACAUUUUGUUAAUAAGAAAAUUUCUGUUUCUAUCAUAACCUCGCAACAUUUCAGUUAUCAUCAUUCGUACUAUGUUUUUAUUAAUCAAUAAGAAUGUAAGUAGCCUAUCUUAAUAUGAUUCUGUGUUCUAAACGGACUCUGGUUAGAAAUUUGCUAGAUCAUUUUUAAUUACUUAUCACCAUUCAUUGUUGAUCCAGAGUUUGUCGCAGAAACUCUUGUGAUCUAGAAAAAUAAAUCUAUUUUGAUAUAAGAUUUACUUGUGCAAUUUAUAAAAUAUAAUUUCAAUUAUAAAAUGAAAAAAUUAGAAGAAAUAACAUUAUCUUAUUAAUAAAAUUUUGUAUAAAGAAGUAUCAUUUUUCUAGUAUAAUUUCGAGUUGCAUUUUCAUAAAUUAAUAAUUGUAAUAAGUUAAUAUAUUUUAGGUAUUAAUAAACAUAAUGGUUUAUGUUUUAAUUUAUUAUAAAUCAGACUUUAUAAAAUUAUGUGUAAAUUUAUUCAUAGACAUAUUAAAAAUUCCUUAAGAUAUUUAAAUAUAUUUCAUAAAAAUGUUUACAAAAUUUAAACAUAUAUAUAACUGUUACCACAAAAUAUUUAAUAAUCACAAAUACUUAAGUAGGAUCAUAAAUCAAAUAACAAUGUAUAGUAUGUAAGUGCUAUUACAAUGUUUAAUAAUAUCUAAAAUACAAUAGAACACAUUGGUACAUAUUAGCUAACAUAAAAUAAUUCUUACACAUACCAUAAAUAUGUAUUGAUGUACAUUAGAAUAUGAAACUUCUUAUUAAAACAAUGUAAUAUUUAUGAAAUAUUUUAAAAUUAAAUUUGUUUUGAAACAUUAGAUAGUAAUAUUUUCUUUAUCAAGUAAACAAAUUUUAAACAAAAAUUUCAAAAAUUUUGUUUAUAUAUACAUAUUUCUUUUAUUUAACUAAUUUUGACACAUUAAAAGUAAAGAUUUUUUUGAUAAUAUACUUUUCAACAGUUCAUAUCAUAAAAAUUUUUGCGACAACUUAAAUGGAUUAAUGUAUGGUGAUUAUUCAAAUAAUUUGUAUUAUAUAUUAGUUCAAUCAAUUGCUAAUUUUUAUCAAUUAGGAGAAUAUUUGAAUAUACAUCGCAAUUUUAAAUUUUAUUUAAUAAAAAUAUUUUGUCCUCUAAUAAUAACAUAGAUAAUGCAAUAAUAUUAUAAAUUAGUUCAAUUAUUACAUAAAAAUUGCUUAAUUAUGUGUAUGUGUAUAUUUUUUUCUGCAUGUCCAUUUCUAUUACAAAUAAUGUUAUCAUUAGCGAAUAUAAUAUAAAAUUAAAUUUCAAAUUUUUCGCUCAUAACUUCCAAAUUAAUAGUAAUCUUAAUUCACAAAUGAAAAGUAUCUAAUGGAAAAUUAUAAACCAUACAUCAUAACAAAGAAAUUAGAAACAAAAACUUAAAAAUCACUGUAUGUCGCUACAAUACAAUUGCGAUGUGGAGAAUGUAAUGUAAUGAAAAACGUAAAAUAAAUAAAAUACUUUUUUCAAUAA